Messenger RNA from Tarenaya hassleriana, 3337 nucleotides. Its product is annotated as FT-interacting protein 1-like. The record is from RefSeq and is a predicted model, not a curated record. The transcript has a single exon. The coding region runs from base 350 to 3325 and encodes 991 amino acids. Lineage: Eukaryota; Viridiplantae; Streptophyta; Magnoliopsida; Brassicales; Cleomaceae.
CAUGAGCAAGUGUCCCGCCUAGACAAGGACUGCUGCAUUUGCUCGUGCUUCAAACCAUGGAUUUCGAUUAAACGCUCAUGAAUUUCGAUUGAGAAUAAUAGAAGAAUACAUACAUAUAUAUAUAUAUGUACGUGUGUGUGUGUGUGACCUGCAGGGAGGGAGAGAGAGCGAGAGAGAGCGAUGAUAAUCUCAUUUCCUUUGUUUCGGUUCUCUUCCUAAUUUCUGUCUUCUUCACACUUGCGUCUUCUUCUACAAACAAACGCAGUUCCGUGUUCCGACCGGAAUUCUCUCUGAAACACAUUAAAAUUCCUCUAUCCGACAAGAAGACGACAAGGAAAUCCAGACGGAGAUGAGCAAACUGGUGGUAGAAGUAGUGGAGGCGAGAGCUCUGAAGGCCAAAGACGGGAAUGGGUCGGCCAGCCCUUUCGUCGAAGUCGAUUUCGACCAACAGCGUCAGAGAACGCAGACUCGGCACAAAGAUCUCAACCCUCACUGGAACGAGAGGCUCGUCUUCAACGUUGCUGACCCCACAGCUCUCCCCGACAAGUCCAUCCAUGUCGCUGUCUACGACCACAACCACCGCAAGUUCCUCGGCCGUGUCAGAAUCUCUGGCAUCUCUGUUCCCUUGUCGGAAUCCGAGGCCUCCAUCCAGAGCUACCCUCUCGACAAACGCGGUCUCUUCUCCCACAUCAGUGGCGACAUCUCCCUCCGAAUCUACGCUCUCCCUCACGGUGGCUCGGAUGUCGCUCAGUCGAUUCCCGUGGUGGAUGAACCAGCCGUGGACGCGAAGAAAUCUGAAUCCUACGAAAACCCGUUUGCGGAAAUCGACCGAAACGCUAAAGCCGAAGAAGUUUACGUCGAGAAGAAGCCGGAGAAGGAAACUAGGACGUUCCACUCCAUCUCGGCGGCAGCAAAGCCAACAACUCUGCCAGAGUUGAGGACGGAUUUCACGAGGGCACCAGGUCCUCCGGCGAUGCAGAUGGUACGAGGGCCGAGACAGAACCCGGAGUUCCAACUGGUGGAGACAAGCCCUCCACUGGCGGCGCGUAUGAGACACGCGACCCAUUUCCGCAACGGAGACAAGACAGCGAGCACUUACGACCUGGUCGAGCAGACACAUUUUCUCUACGUGAACGUGGUCAAGGCCCGAGACCUUCCUGUGAUGGAUGUCUCUGGCAGCCUCGACCCUUACGUGGAAGUGAAGCUCGGCAACUACAAAGGAGUGACAAAACACUUGGAGAAGAAUCAGAAUCCUCUCUGGAAACAGAUCUUCGCCUUCUCCAAAGACAGGUUACAGUCCAAUCAGCUUGAGAUCACCGUCAAAGACAACGAGGCUUUGACAAAAGACGAUUUCGUAAGGAGAUUGAUAAUCGAUCUGUCGGAAGUGCCUCUUCGGGUUCCUCCCGACAGUCCUCUGGCUCCGCAGUGGUACAAGCUCGAGGACAAGAAAGGAAUGAAGACGAACAAAGGAGAGAUAAUGUUGGCAAUAUGGGUAGGGACACAGGCUGACGAGUGUUUCCCCGAGGCUUGGCAUUCGGACGCUCAUACCGUGAGCCACCACCCGAACCUUGCGAUUACACGGUCUAAGGUUUACUUCUCGCCCAAGCUGUAUUACCUGAAGGUAUACAUCAUAGAAGCUAAGGAUCUGGUGCCAUCUGAAAAGGGACGAGCAGCACCAGAGGCAGUGGUCAAAGUGCAGGCAGGGAAUCAGAUGAGAGCCACGAGGACUGCUCAGAUUCGGACAGUGAACCCGCAGUGGCACGAUGAACUCAUGUUUGUCGUGUCUGAACCGUUCGAGGACAUGAUUGUCAUAUCGGUGGAUGACAUGAUCAUUCCAGGGAAAGACGAGAUUCUGGGAAGGGUGUUCAUACCCGUUAGAGAUGUGCCCGUGAGGCACGAGACGAACAAAAUGCCCGAGGCACCACGGUGGUUCAAUCUUCAGAAACCUGCUCUGGCUAUAGAGGAAGAGACUGAGAAGAAAAAGGAGAAAUUCUCGAGCAAAAUCCUCAUACGCCUCUGUCUAGAAGCGGGGUACCACGUUCUUGACGAGUCCAUGUAUUUCAGCAGCAAUCUUCAGCCAUCCUCGAAGUAUCUUAAGAAGCAAAGCAUAGGAAUUCUGGAGCUCGGGAUUCUAAGUGCCAGGAACUUGUUUUCCAUGAAAGGCAAAGGGCAGAAGACCGAUGCCUACUGCGUAGCGAAAUACGGUAACAAAUGGGUGAGGACAAGGACUCUUCUCAACACACUCGAACCCCGAUGGAACGAGCAGUACACUUGGGAGGUCUUCGACUCAUGUACCGUCGUAACAAUCGGCGUAUUUGACAAUGCUCACAUCAACGAUGGUCAGGACCAGAAGAUCGGGAAGGUGAGAGUCCGGCUAUCAACAUUGGAAACCGACAAGGUUUACACCCAUUUCUACCCAUUAUUGGUACUUACACAGUCCGGCCUAAAGAAGUACGGGGAAAUUCAUCUGGCUCUGAGAUUCACCUGCACUGCUUGGGUGAACAUGGUGGCACAGUACGGAAACCCGUUGUUGCCGAAGAUGCACUAUGUUCAACCGAUACCUGUCAGACACAUCGAUGUGCUUAGGCACCAGGCAAUGCAGAUAGUUGCGGCAAGGCUCGCAAGGGCCGAGCCACCUCUGAGGCGUGAGGUUGUGGAAUACAUGCUUGACAUGGACUACCAUAUGUUCAGUCUCAGGAGAAGCAAAGCCAAUUUCACCAGGAUCAUGUCGCUGCUCUCGACUAUCACUAUCGCCUGCAAGUGGUUCAACGAUAUUUGCACAUGGAGAAACCCAAUCACGACGUGUCUGGUUCAUAUCCUGUUCUUGAUCCUGGUCUAUUACCCGGAACUAAUCCUGCCUACAGCCUUCCUCUACCUCUUUGUGAUCGGCAUGUGGAACUACCGGUUCAGGCCAAGGCACCCACCACACAUGGAUGCACAUCUGUCCCAAGCUGACCAUGCGCAUCCAGACGAGUUAGACGAGGAGUUUGACACAUUCCCCAGCAGCAAAACCUCAGACGUUGUCAGAUUCAGGUAUGACAGGCUCAGAAGUGUUGCGGGCAGGGUCCAGACAGUGGUGGGUGACCUCGCAACGCAAGGGGAGAGAGCUCAGGCUCUGCUGAGUUGGCGUGACUCGAGAGCCACAACUAUAUUUAUUGUCUUCUCGCUGAUCUGGGCCAUGUUGAUCUAUGUCAUACCGUUCCAGGUGAUCGCAGUCCUCGUCGGGUUUUACAUCCUGCGUCAUCCGAGGCUUAGGACCAAGAUGCCUUCAGUACCUGUCAAUUUCUUCAAGAGGUUACCAGCCAAGACAGAUAUGCUGCUGUAAGGAAAGAGUGAA